AUGGAGGCUGCAAGCGACAGCGAGUGGGAGCUGGUGACGGAGCAGGACCGGACAUUGGCUCCGCUGGUGGUUGCUGCUCCGUCGAAGGAUGAACUUAAGUGCUCAAAGGAUCUCUCCAUGGUGCACAACAUUUAUCGGGGUGUGCAAACGAGCGAGAUUGUGGACCGUCUGGGGCAGUGCAACGGUAACGUGCUGGUCGUGGUAAAUGUUUUGCUGGAGGAGAUUGCAGAGCCGCUAUUCACAGCCAAGUGUCGAGGCAGCCCAGUAGAAUUGGCAAUCUCGAUCGGAGCUUUUCGUUUCCGUGCAUACCAGAAGCGCAAUUGCAAUGCCCCUCGCCAUAGUAAGGACGGAUCGGACGAACACGACAAUACGGACGGCGAGUCCACGACGUCGUCAUCGUCCAUAUCGCCAACCCGCUGA
Molecule: messenger RNA, 420 nt
Organism: Peronospora matthiolae
Lineage: Eukaryota; Oomycota; Peronosporomycetes; Peronosporales; Peronosporaceae
Source: the annotation of a GenBank genome assembly